Messenger RNA from Chrysochloris asiatica (Cape golden mole), 558 nucleotides. RefSeq names its product transcription elongation factor A (SII)-like 4 (gene TCEAL4). The record is from RefSeq and is a predicted model, not a curated record. The transcript has a single exon. The coding region runs from base 1 to 558 and encodes 185 amino acids. NCBI's taxonomy places the organism in Eukaryota, Metazoa, Chordata, Mammalia, Afrosoricida, Chrysochloridae.
AUGGAAAAAUUCGACAAUGAAAAUGAAGGAAAGCCUGAAAACCAAGAAAAAGUGGAAAACGAAGAACAGCCACAGAUUCAGGGGAACCCUGACGUAGCUGAUACUCAGGAAGACAAGCAAACGUUAGGAAAUGAGGGAAUGACAGAAACUAAGGAGAAAGCAGAUGAGGAAAUGCUAAAGGAUAAGGGGAAACCAGAGGGUGAGGGGAAGCCAAAAGAAGGAAAACCAGUGAGUGAAACAAGGGCUGCAGGAAAGCGCCCAGCCCAGGAUAACAUACCCAGGAAAGCAAAAAGAAAAACUAACAAGGGGCUGGCUGAGUACCUGAAGGAGUAUAAGGAGGCCAUACAUGAUAUGCAUUUGAGCAAUGAGGAGAUGAUAAGAGAAUUCGAUGAGAUGGCUAGGGUGGAGGAUGAGGUGAAAAAAUCCAAACAGAAAUUGGGGGGAUUUAUGUGGAUGCAAAGAAGUUUACAGAAUCCCUUCCACCCUAGGGGCCCAAGGGAACUUAGGGGUGGCUGCAGGGCCCAACAAAGAGGCUUUGAAGACAUUCCUUAUGUGUAG